Molecule: messenger RNA, 279 nt
Organism: Clonostachys rhizophaga
Lineage: Eukaryota; Fungi; Ascomycota; Sordariomycetes; Hypocreales; Bionectriaceae
Source: the annotation of a GenBank genome assembly
AUGACGAUACGAGGCGAGGCAAGGGAUGCCAAUGCAGGGCGAGGCAAGGCUGAAGGUAAGAGAGGGAACGUCUGCACAGAGGACGAGAACCCCCGGCAGCUCAGCGAGAAUCCCGACCCUCUAUUCCCUCUUACCCGGCUCUUUGCCUGGGUCAAUCUAUCCCGGGUGGAAUUCGCUGUUCAGACCGGUCAGCUGCGCCGCUUCUGGAAUGAGGCAGGUAAACAGCAUGGGGCCAGGGAAGGGGGAGGAAAAACUCAAUGCUCGUUCCCCGAAGCAUAG